UAGAAGCUGAAUCAGGCUAUGUUACGUCUAGAUAUUCUUAAGUCGAUGGUUUAGCAAAAAAAAGUUUGCAAAGGUUUCAUCGGCAGUUAUCGUGUCAUCCUGUCAUCGGCGAUUACGAGCCAUUACCAGCAAUUUGAGCCAAAGAACAUGCACGCGACACGGACUGACACUUCUGAAAGGCGGUUUGAGAUACAAUGUAAAUUGGAGUCGGAAAUUGCUGCUCUGGAAGCUCUGAAGGAGGCGGAGGAACGCAGCCGACGAUUAACGAGUGGAGUAGUGGGAAUACUCUCUUCCUUGGAAGAACGUUUAGCUACACUGCGUCGUACCAUACUUCCUGUUUAUAAUGAGACUGCGAAUCUCCAAGCUCAGCAACACAAUAUAGAAAAAACUUUAAGCAUACUGGACCAUGCUAUUGGAUACUAUGGUGUAUGUCAAGAAGUGGAAGCUGUAGUGCGCGCAGAGCCAAGUGGGCCCAGUGGUUUGGACGGUUUUCUCGAGGCUAUGAAUCGUCUAUAUAACGCUCAACGAUACUUCCAGAAAAAUAAUCCCAGCUCUGUCGAAUUACAAAACGUUACAGACCUCUUUUCAAACGGCUUAAAAUCGCUUUAUGCUGAAUUUCACGAUAUCCUUUCUCGUCAAAGUAGACCAAUUCUUCCAAUUGUACUUUUGGAUUUAAUCGGUUCCGACGAGGACACCAGUGGCGAGGAUGCACCACAGUCUCUCUGUCAAUUACCUGAAAGCGUUAUGAGCGAUUUAUGUAAGAUCGCCAAAUGGCUUGAGGAAAGAGGCCAUUGCAGACAUACAAAGAUAUAUGCUUCUGUACGUUCCGGCAUUGUAUUAAAAUCCUUACAACUGCUCAAAGAGCAUCAAAGGAGCGCCAGUGGCGGUAGCACCCACGCCGGAAGUCCUAUGCCUAGAGCGAAAUUCGCUAAUCGGCAUUCUCUGGACGGUCAGGAGAACGCGGGACGCAGAGCAUCGCGACGACUGCAGCAUGCUUUGGACAAGGCCAACAGAAUGUUGUUGAAAGCAUCGCAAACAACGAGGCUGAAUCUGGCUCUGAACUCCGUAUCCAGGAAACCGACGCAACUUUCGCCAUACUCAAUGGAGGACGCGGCGCCCGACGAACAGGAGAUGGAGAAUUAUCUCUUGUUAGCGGCCGGUCUGCACAAGCUCAUACAGGCCGAGCGCACGCUGGUCGCAAGGAUCUUAUCGCCCCCCUUGCAGGCUCAAGUGCUCGAAGCUACCGUUCGCGACGCAAUGGACUUAGUGGCUCACGAUGGAGACAGCAUAGCUACGCGUGCCAAACGGUGCAUUACGAGACGCGAUUUCUCCGCCGUUCUUGUCGUCUUCCCGAUCUUAAAGCAUCUCGGCGAAUUAAAGCCCGAUCUCGAGAGAACGGUCGAGGGUUGCGAUUACGCGCUCCGCUCAAAGUUCGCGUCCGUACUUGACACAUUACACACAACCGGUGCUAAAGCUUUGGAAGAGUUUGCGGAGAGCGUGAGAAACGAAUCCGGCGCGGGUUUACCAAAAGACGGUACUGUGGCAGAAGGAACUAGUAAUGUCUUAAUCUUUUUAGAACAAUUGGCCGAAUACGCGGACAUGGCUGGUGCUGUUCUGCGACGCAAUCUUUUCAUCGAUCAGACUGCGUUGCACUCAAAAGAUCCGGAAAAUGUACAUAGAAUGGUUCUCGGUGUAUAUAUCAAGAAGGUACUCGCUCAGUUGAAUCUAGCAUUAGUAAAUAAAAGUGACGCGUCCUACUCAGAUCUCGCUUUACGAGCUUUAUUCCGGCUGAAUAAUCACAAUUAUGUGGUCAACGCUCUCUGUCGAAGUUCCCUCAUGGAACUACUGUUACUGGCCGAACCAAGUGCAGAACAAACGUAUCACGAUCUACUCUUCAAAGACAAGAACAAUUACGUUACUACGACAUUCGCCAAAGCGCGAUCGUAUCUCGCAGACGAGCCAGAUCUUGCCGCCAAAACAUUGAAGGAAAAAUUCUUGGGUUUCACGAGAGAGCUUGAGGAAGUAGCCAAGUGUCAGCGUUCUUACUCAGUACCUGACAGAUGUUUGCGCGAGGAGUUAAGGAAGGAACUGCAAGAGGCGAUCGUUCCACUAUAUACUGCGUUCCAUAACAAAUAUCGUGGCACGUCGUUCUCAAAGAAUCCAGCGAAGUAUAUAAAGUACACGCCUGAUCAGAUAUCGACACUGAUCAAUACGUUUUUCGACAGCGCCGCAUAAUAACAGUAUACAAGUGUAUUGUACCGAAGAUUAUAUUUCUCGACAAAAGAAAUUAACUAAAAUAUUUAAUAAACACCCAUUUUUAAUAUAAAGCAUAUUCCGUUACAGUAGUUUUAUGAUUUUUUUCCAUGGACCAAAUCUCGCUCUUUUUUCAUUUUUCUUUCUCAAACAGAUUGCACAGAGAUUAAUAAAUGAGUCUGCGAUGAUUGAGAGUAGUUAGGUCUUGGUUCAACUCCCCUCUUUUCCCCCCGCGCCGUCUUUUUUUAUAUAUAUUUAUAAUAUAUAUAUAAAAAACAAGUAACGUUCGAUUUAGAUUCGAUCAGCGCGACUUUUAUAUAUAUAUAUAUGACUCGUAUUAUCACACAUUUAUACGUAUACGUUAUGUAUAAAAUCGUAUAUCAUGCGUGGUAAUAAGAGUAGGAAUACAUUUGAAGUUCAGCGUUUAUAUACAAUUGUUAUAUGCUAUAGCAUAUUCUUUCUCUCUUGUUACAUAUACACUCAUACUUUUUUUCUUUCUCUCCUCCACAUUGAUAACAUUCUCUCACACAUGCAGGAACAUUUACAUAAUCCUCUGCUUCAAUAGCUGUAUUUUGUUUUUGAGAUGAUUAUACGGCAAUACCAUAGACUUCUAUUAUAUUAUAUUAUUAUUCUAUAUAUUAUAGAAGUCUGUGGGCAAUACUCUUUUUAAUUCCAGCUC
Molecule: messenger RNA, 2932 nt
Organism: Formica exsecta
Lineage: Eukaryota; Metazoa; Arthropoda; Insecta; Hymenoptera; Formicidae
Gene: Exo70
Product: exocyst complex component 7
Exons: 7
Coding region: 148-2235 (695 amino acids)
Biological process (GO): exocytosis
Cellular component (GO): exocyst
Molecular function (GO): phosphatidylinositol-4,5-bisphosphate binding; transferase activity
Source: RefSeq, a predicted model, not a curated record